This is a messenger RNA of Spirodela intermedia, 1969 nucleotides long. The record is from the annotation of a GenBank genome assembly. NCBI's taxonomy places the organism in Eukaryota, Viridiplantae, Streptophyta, Magnoliopsida, Alismatales, Araceae.
AUGCAGGCAGGUACUUGGGGUUUUGAUGUGCUCGUCAAUAAUAUACUGAAUGAUCUCCUGCAUAUUGCCAGUCCCUUCUUCAUUGAGAUGUGGACUAAUUACCUUCUCAGAUCGUUCAUCGUGAUGGCAUUCCUUUACAUCGUCGCCGUGGUCAGAGAGAGCAGGACGGUGACCAUAAAGGUUCUUGCCAUCAGGAUUCGGAGGACGUGGAUGGGCCUGAUAGCCACGAGCCUCUACGUACACAUCCUCAGCAGCGGUUACCUAGGCGUCUGCAUGCUGCUGAUGUGUACUGUCGCUUCGAUUGGUGGUGUUUCCACUACGUCUCUUGCCUUGAUCGCGGCCAUGGCCAUCCUGGUAUUUCUUCUCUUCGUACACUUCAACAUGCUUUGGUCCCAAGGCGUUGUGGUCUCCGUGAUGGAGGGACGCUCCGGGUUAGAUGCUCUAGCGAGGGCAGCGGAGUAUGUCCGAGGCAUGAAGGGACUAGGGUUCCGAGUAAACAUUCUCUUACUCCUGCUUGCGGUCUUGGCCUAUAUGUUGAUCCCAGCUGUGACAACUCUUCUCCCAUUGCCCAAUCUGAUUAGUUUCAUCAUACGGUCGUUAGUCCCCCUGCUGGAGAUUGUGCUAAUCCAUGCUGUCAAUGUCGUGUUCUACUACGAGUGCCAGGAGAAUCAAGAAGCGGCCACAAAGCUGGAGAAAGCUUACACGAAGGCUUUACACGAGGAAUGAUUUGUCUAACCCUAAGUCUUGAGAGAUGUAUAAGCUUUGUGACUAUUCACGAGGUGGAUGUUUUCUGUCACCUGUAGAAGUCCAUAAUUCCGCCUUUGUGGUUGUUUUCUCAUUCGUCAAUAUCAAUAUGCCUUUUAUAUUUGGCGAAAAAACUUAUUACUCUUCAUGAACUUAAACGUGUAAGGUGGGAUCAUGGGACCAAUCAUGAGGAAUGAAAAGGCUAAGUGACCAAAAGAGCAAAUGACUUAGACGAGUAUAAGAUAUUGGAAUGAUGAAUUCAUGCUGUCAUGUUAGAUUAAUUCCUUACGACCUCAUCAUCCCAAAAGAGCAAAUGACCUUGAUCACACUAGCUCUAAGAGAAUUGUAACGAGAACCUUCCUCGAGCUUCCUGACCCUCAGACAGUAUAGCUCCCCUCUCCUUCCGGACCGCUUUCUUCUCUCUCUGCCUCUCUUGGUGUUUCUCUGUUCUCCUUUUCUCUAUGUCUCUCUUUGCCUAUGUGUAUCGGCAUCGAUCUUUACUGCCCUCUUGCCUAUCCCAGAGUCUUUCUCACUCUGUCCUUGCUCUGCCCUCAAUGUGUAUCGACAUUGAUCCAGUCGCCCUGGCUUGGAACAAUAUAGUACGUCCUUGUGGCUCGCUGCCGCCUGCCCCCAUUGUCACCGCCAUCACCAUCACUACUGCCUCCAUCCCUGCCUACGCUUGUUCUGCCUUCGCCGCCAUUUUCCACUCUCUCCUGUCUCUCCGGUUAGGGUUUAACCCUGUUUCACGAGCCCAGACCUUCCCGGCCCCAUCGCCCCAUUUCCUCUCGGUCGCCUAGCUUGAACCACUUUGUUCGCCAGUCCGAGCCAACCCGGGUCAACCGGCCUGCACCGGGUUGCCAUACCGGCUCGAACAAUGCCGGACAGACUGGACUGUCUGCUCUGCGCCGGUCCCUCGCAUUGGGUUUGAACCACCCCGUAAGACCUGCUUCGUGCCAAGUCACUGGGUCACUGGUCAACACUUUGCUCAACGGACAGUGGAUAACAAGUUGGUCAACGAAACUCAAGUCGCUCGAGAGAUCAUAGGAUAACUACCCGGCACGUUCAGUUGAGCAUAAUCCGUCAUAAAUGGCGGCACCCCGUGAUAAGGUUGUUCAAAACCUUAUCUGGAUUGACAUGGAUUGGUGUUGCUUCUCUGAUUAGGACACCUCGUUCAAUCCCUUCUUGCUCUUCGGUCAAGAAUCGUAUAGUUACCGGCCAGGUUUAG